AUGUCAUCAACUUUACACUUAACUCGGAAAAGCUGUGUUCAACUCUUUAAGAGGAAUAUUAACUGUUUAUGUCACUUUGGUUUUCGGUAUCACAUUUGCCUGUCACAGAGAAGCGAUCGCUCCGCUCUGCCCGGAGCCUCUCCUAAUCCCCGAGCUCAAGUAGAUUCCGCUGGCCCGCGGCCUGCGCCCUUCGCCGGGCCUACGCCUCCCCGGCCGCCCGGCAGGAACCAAAUCUCCUCCGCCAAAGUCGGCAGGGAGAGAAGCUCUAAAACCGCCGCCGGCCGAGGCGCCUCCUCCCGGGGAGGACAACUCCACACUCGCUCCGCCGAGGAGACCCGAGGCUGCCGGGGAAGGGAACAGGAGCGGGAGGGGGAGCAGAGGAGCCCGGGACCUGGCCCCGCCGCCGCCGCCGCCGCCGAAAGAAAGAGAAGGAAGGAAUUUACCUGGGCGAAUCGGCGUUUGAAUCCGUGGAGAGGCCGAGGCCGAGGCGGCUGUGAACAAAAUGCCGACCGGAAGUGCAGCUGCAGGAAUGACUCCCUCCACCGGCGCCAAACACCAACAACCUCCCCCUCUCCCCCACUCCACUUCCGCCACUGCCGCCGCCCGCCCGCCAGCCCGCUGCCGCCGCCGCUGCUGCUACUACUACUACUCCAGUCCCCCUGCCCGCUGCCAGUAUCCCUCGUCGCUGCUCGUGCCGCCGCCGCCAGCGCGGCGCAGCUCCUCACCCGAGCCGCAAUUCUAACCUUGGCUGGCGGCUUUGGCGGCAGCAGGAACAGGAUACCCUCCCGUGGCGGCGGCUACGACGACUGCUCCUCCUCCUCCUCUCUUCAGCCUCUACCUCGCUCCCUCCUCUUCCUUCUCCUCCUCCUGCUGCUGCUGUUGCUGUUGCUGCUGCUGCUGCUGCUGCUGCUGCUACUGCCGCCGCCGCCACCACCGCCACCGCCACCGCCACCUCCACCUCCACCACCACCACCACCACCACCACCACCACUACAGCUGCUCUGGGUGGGGUGUGGAUUUUGCCCUUUAUUGUAGCUGUUGCCGAGUGGUAUUUUCGACGGCCUACGACCUGGCCAAGCUACUUUCGCUCUCGUUCUUGUCUUUCUUUUCCUAGGGGAAAGUGAGAAGACCUUAGCUUCGGGCGUCGCUUGGCUUCCUGUGAAGGAGACCAAGGAAGAUUUUGGGGUGGCUUCUUUCCUACCCUCUCCCCAUUUUCCCCGGGAGGGGUUCAAAGCUCCCGGACACUGAAGGCUGAAAAGUAUGAGUAGCGUUCUGUGCUUUCUCUCCAGGCUUAGGGAAUGCUGCUUGCUUGUGGGUGGCCACGUUUUGGACACCCGCAGUUCCAUUGGAUUUUCAGGUGAUGUCCUCGCGGCUAGGUGGAUGGAUGUGCCGUACAACUUUCCUUUUGACACAGCUGACUUGAUGCGUGUAUAGGAGCACAUAUUUUGUUUUGGUGGAAUAAUAGGAUCAUAACACAAGGUGAAGGAAGAUGAAGCACUGGGUACUGAACUACUACUUGGCAUUUUUGCUUUUGAAAAUGCACUUGUCUGUUUUUGUUUUUGUUUUUCCACUACUGGGGGAAUGGGCUUGUGGUCAAUGCUAUACGAGGGACGUACGAAAAUAUACAGAUGCCUAUCUCUCCUUUUUCCAAUCCCAUCUGGAUGUAACUGGACAUUAGUUAGCUCCAUGUGCAUUAAGGUAUUUGUGUGUUACUUUAUACAUCCCUCUCUGGGCUAGAUGGAGCUGUUGUGUCCUGGGGGUGGAGGUGGAGGUGGGGUGGGUGGGUGGAUGCCUUCUAGAGCAGAAGCUGCUGCUGACUGGAGCAUAUAGUGAGGUGUUGCUUCUAUUUUAUGUUGCUAUUGUCCGCAAGACAAUGUCUGUGCUGCAACAGGUUUUAAACUCAGUUUCUGAAGCUAAACCAGAGAAAGAACCUGUACUAGAUAAAAUAAUUAAGUAUUAAUUGGAUUACCCUUUAGAUUUCAUCUUAAGGCAGUAUCCUGUUUCCAGUACUUUUAAACUGUAACAAAUGAAGUAAAAUUCCAACUUGAACAAUCCUCCCUCUUUUUCUCAUCCUGUUUCCUUGAAUGAUAACUUGUUACCAUGCUCUUCUAUUAUUUGUAAAAGGGAGAAAGCCUUUACUUCAGAAGCAGUACAGUAGUAGAAUGAUUAAUUUAAAAUUGAGUAGAAUUUGAAUUGAAACCUUGACAUGUUUUCAGCCGGUUUAAUAAAUUUGGUAACAUGGGUUAAAUUAUUUGCUUGUGGAUAUUACCUCUUUUGAUUUAAAUAGUUAUGUAACAUUAAAAUUAAGUAGGGAUCUUGACAAAUCAUUUAAUAGGUGAGUUAGAAAUGUAGUCUAAAAAUCCUGAGAUUGAGCUGGUCUUUAUUAACUAAUACGCCUAUUCAAUAUUCAUCUUGAGGCACAGAAGAGAACUUUAUGGAAAGGUUUGGAAAAGUAUGAAAAAUCUAGGAAGAAAAACUAUUUUAAAUCCUGUAUCAAGAUAUCAUAACAGAAACUAGAAAGCACUCACCAAAAACAAGUUAAGACAAGUUUGUGGUAAUGACUUGUUUUUAAAGUUUGUACCUAAGGGCCCCAUGGAGGCCUGCUGAUUAAUUCAGUUUUAUCAUUUGUGGCCAUAGUCACAGACUUCAUGCCUAAUUUUGACCACCGUCCUGCACAUACCUGGGGUUGAAAACUCGUAUCAUAGAUGAAUCAGUCUAAAUCCUUCACAGACAAUGGGAGGGGGAAUAAAAGAUAUAUUGAUAAUCUUAAAUGGGAUGUGUAUUGUGUAUACCUAGUCUUGGUCCACAACUAAGAAAAGCUUGACAUUCUGAUUCUCUAGGGCAGUUAAAAUGUUAAUAUGUUUUACUUUAAUAAUAUUGUUUUGGAGGGAAAAAAUCUCAUAAAGUAGAAGCUUGAAUUAAUUUAAAAUUUUAUCCACAUUUUAGUUCAAGUUUUUAGGGCAAUCAUUACUUUCUUAUUAAUAAUUAUGAGCCCAUUUUUGGAUCUGGUUUUGUGUAUGUGUGAGAGAUAGUAUAGAACUGAAAAAUGCUUGUUAAUAUUUUUCCCCUCAUGAAACACAUAGCAUAAUACAAGUAAUGCUCUCCCAACUUUAUUCUUAGUGAGUAUUGGUAUUAAAUGUUUUCAAGCAUUGUAUUGCCAAAAUAUUAAAUUGUCACAAAUGAUAUAAUCUGAGAGUUACAAGGUGUCCUGAGAGGCUCUCUAGUCUAAAUUAUAACAGACUUAAUCUAAAACAUUCUUGGUAAGUGAUCAGCCAGCCUUCAUUUGAAGGCUCCUAGGCUGUGGGCUGCCCUGAAAAGCAGUUUUAAGACCCUUCCAAUUGUUACUUUCAAACACUUAAGUUCCUACCAUAUGACAGGAGCAGGCAGUUAGAAGUUUUUCAUAGUUACAAUCAUCAGGAAGUUUACAAAACAAAGAGCCCAUGGAUUUGAGACUAAUGUUUAUGACACCUAUUAAAAAUUAUGAUAGUAAUUUAUAAAAAUGAAAUGUGGUAAGCAUUAAGUACUCUUUCUACUUCACAUAGCUACAGAGUAACAUGUUAUUUUAUUUCCCAAUUAUGUUCAUUUUUAAGUAGAGAUACUAUAAUUACGUGAUUUUGAGUUUGAUUAUUCUAUUUAUGUUUACUUUUGUCAGAUACUUAAGUAUUUUUUUUCUAGAACACUAUUGCAGAAUCAGAAAUCUUUAAAAUGCAGACCAGAAAUUCUUCCUCUAGUACACCACCUAGUGUUUUAAUAGUUUAUAUGGAAAUGGCCAAACUGGGGUUCCAUAAGGAAACUACUUCAUGACCCAAGAAUUUCAGUGUCAGUAUUUUAUUGAUAGCUGUCCAAAACUUAUCUGAGGAAGGAAGAAGAAAAGGGAAGCAGAGGUGCUCUUUUCAACAGAAUUCCCUCCUUACUUUCUAUCAGUAAGAUGAUGUAUCAAAUAAGAUGAAGUACAUGAACAUGCUUUGCAAAUUACAAAUGUCAUGUACCUUCAAGACAGAAUGAUGAUUUAAAUUAAAUAAUAUAUAACAGUCACAGCUGGCUCCUUACCAGGAAAAUAGAAGAGAGUAUGAAGACCUAGAUUUGAGUCCUGACUGCCACUGAUUUUCACUUUGGGAGAUUAGGAAAGUUACUUUACCUCCCAGAGACAAGUUUCCUCAUCAGUAAAUGAGUAAUGAAUGAUCUCUUUAAAGUCCUCCCAGAUCUAAUAUUAUGUCUAUAACUUAAACCCCAGUUUAAUCAAGUAAUUUUAUGUUUUACUUUUUUUUUGGCCUCUGUUCAGUAAUUUCUUCCCCCAUCAAUUACUUUCAAAUAUUUACAAAUUAUCAUCUCUACAUGCAUCUAAUAUUGUUUUCCAUAGUAAGUUGACCUCUCUUAUUUUGUUAUAAGGGUCCAUGAUUUUCUCAUUAACAAGAUAACAUCUCACCUGAAGAAAGACACUGCCUCCUUAUUACAUGAAACAGAUAACACUGAAUGUAUUAUGAUCUGUUUAGAAUAUCCUGGAAAAGUAGACAUUUUUAAGGUUACUGAAAAUGCAUUUAAGCUAAGACUUAAGAAUUAUUGUAAGCUAUGAUUCAGAAUUUAUCAAAAUUAAAAUUAUUGUAAAGAGAACAACUAAAGUAUUUUUUUCAUAAUUUCUGAAAAUUUUGCACAAUUCCUGGCACAAAUUAAAGGAUUACUAAAUGCUUGUUGCCUUACUGACAUUACUUAAUCCUAAUAGGUUUUUUUGAAAUAAAGUUUUGUUUUCAGCUUAAUAAA
Messenger RNA from Monodelphis domestica (gray short-tailed opossum), 4758 nucleotides. RefSeq lists its product as uncharacterized. NCBI's taxonomy places the organism in Eukaryota, Metazoa, Chordata, Mammalia, Didelphimorphia, Didelphidae. Gene Ontology annotation, cellular component: actin filament. The record is from RefSeq and is a predicted model, not a curated record. Gene Ontology annotation, biological process: actin filament polymerization.